AACGUUAACGUGUCGACGUUCGAAUCGACGCUGCUCGCCUUGCGAUAUCGAUAAGAAUGAUAAAAACAAGGAAAACGGAGAUAAAUAACGAGUUCGUCUCACUGAGACAGUUCGUUCGCCAGGCUCGCAUUCGUGUGGUAAAUAAAUUGACCAGGGAAGCAAAAAAGUUACGAGCUAGUCACGGUGACGAGAAACAAACGAAGAGGAACAAGAGUAAAGCGGAGAAACUGUUAAGGGAGGUGUUUGCGUUGAAACAGAUCAAAGACGAUGAGAUAUCCAAGUUUGGAAUUGUUCGUUUCAAUGAUCUGCAAGCGAUACUGCAGAAUUCUCUCAGUGACGAUGGGACGCGUGCUAUGAUCAAGAUCAUUCGUUACAAGUCUCUGAACCCAAGGAUAGCUGCGUUGCGAGAAAAGUUCCCGGAUUGCGAAGACUACAUCACUUUAGAUAAGAAGGGACCAGUGAAUAAGAAAAGGAACGGUACCACGGAUAGCUCGAAGAAGUCUUCGAAACAGUCCAGCGUAGGCGACACUGUGGAGAAGGUACAGAAACAGAUCGUAAAGGACGUGGGAAGAGUCGUAGAUACGGACGACGAUGAUGAUGUGCAAGAAUCUUCUCAGAAGAAGAAUAAGGUCAAUGGAACGGCCGAUGGAGAGACUAAACAAAAUACAAGAAACUCGGCGAAGAGAUUAAAAGUUCCUGAAACAGGGACAGAAUGUACGAAUUCGGAUACUGGAACUCUUGCUAAAAUCGUUAGCAGAGAGGCGACUGUUAAGAGAUUCACAGAAAUUUUAAAAGAAACAGAGGAACAUGAAGGUGGACGUGAAACAUUGGAGGAACAGAAUAAAUUUAGAACAACGGAGGAAGAGGAUGGACACGACGAAUCUGUGAAUCAGCUUUCUAACGAGGCAGAGGAAGCAGAUGACUUCUUCUUAAAUAGUAAUAAAACAGUCCCGCGGUCGGAUCCCGAAAAGAAAUAUACGGACGGUACACACGACGUCAGUUACAAUAAGCCAAUGAGUAAAAGGAAGAAAUUUUACGAUGGGAAAGAAAGCUAUAGUGUGAGGUGGAACAACGAGAGAUCGAAAGGUGUUCAUCGUGGUCGGAAUAAUACACAGGAAGCAAACAGCACUCGGAAACGGAAGAUUACACCGAACGAGGAACGGGAUAGUGGUAAGAGUACGAACGAAAACCUGCACCCUUCUUGGGCUGCGAAAAAGAAGCAACAGGAUAUUUUGAAGCAGGGCUUUCAAGGGAAGAAGAUUAAAUUCGACGAAGAUCAAUGAUCAGGGGGUAGGAAUUCUAUUUAAAUUCGUACAUAAAAUAAAUCAUGGCUCAUCAAAGAAA
Ceratina calcarata is the source of this 1344-nucleotide messenger RNA. Its product is annotated as serum response factor-binding protein 1. The record is from RefSeq and is a predicted model, not a curated record. Gene Ontology annotation, biological process: maturation of SSU-rRNA. Gene Ontology annotation, cellular component: 90S preribosome; nucleus. NCBI's taxonomy places the organism in Eukaryota, Metazoa, Arthropoda, Insecta, Hymenoptera, Apidae. The transcript is spliced from 2 exons. The coding region runs from base 57 to 1283 and encodes 408 amino acids.